AGCUAAUCGAAUAGUCGCAAUUGCGAAUUCGCUGCGCGAGGUUAAAGUUACAAACGAGACUGGCGAAAAUGUUGAACUCCUGCAGCUGGCUGGCGGCAUUGCUGCUCUGUGGCUGCAUCAUUGGUCUGAGCGCAUCCUCGGAUGCAUUGCAGCAAGAAAGCAGUGCGUUGACUAUGAGCAACAGCAUUGUUGCACCUGGUCAACCGUUGUACUAUCUGAUGGCCGAUGCUGGACCAACAGUGGGACCCAACGAUGAAUUGAAGCGCACAAAUCGUUCAUUGAUGAAGUGGUGGGAGGAUUUGUUUGGACCUAACAAUUGCUGCAAUAACAACAACAAUUUGCUGCCCAUCAACAACAAUUUGCUGCCCAUUAAUAACAAUAAUGUGUUGCCAGCAAUUGUGCCCAAUAAUUGCAAUGGACUUCAGUUCCAGAACCUGGAUCCCUUCAAGCAGAUGAAGCUGUUCAAGAAGCUGCCCGACCUGUGGGGCAACAACUGUGGCGGGCAGUGUGGCCAGUGUGGCAACACCUAUGUGCCACCAGUUGAUGCUGGCUAUGUUGCACCACAACCACAGCAACCACAACAGCCUGCAACUGUGGCUCCUGUUGAUUACAAUGCUGCGCCAGUGGCGCCUGCUGUGGUACCUAAUCCUGCCUACGAUGGUCCUGGCGAUGGCGAUGCUGGCUAUGUUGCACCACCAGUUGCGCCAGUGGCAGAUAACUAUGUUGCACCACCAACUGUAGACAACUACGUUCCUCCACCAAGUGUCGACAACUACGCUGCACCACCUGCUGCCAGCUAUGAGGCUCCAGCUCCCACCCCAGACAGCUAUGAGCCUGCUCCUGCCCCAGCACCGCAGAGCUACAGCAAAGUGGAGGAGAAGAGCAACUAUGGUGGUGCACAGCCUCCACAAAUUGUCUACCAGCCCAUCAUCUAUCUGAGUGCAUCGCCAGCUGCCCAGGCAGACACAGAAGUGUUGAAGUAUAAGCCACAGGAGCAAAGCUACGAAGCACAAACGGAGCCACCUCAGGCACAACCCAUCUAUGAGCCACCUCCCGCACCGCCUGCUCCAGUUGAACCUCCAGCCUAUGUUGCACCACCUCCAGCUGCCCCGCCCUGCAAUGCUCCCGCCUGUGGUUAUUUGCCACUUGUGGGCGUGCCCUUCUACAGCUACCCCGCUCCACCACCAGCCCCUGCUUAUGCUCCACCACCGCCUGCGCCCAGCUACGCUCCACCUCCACCGCCAGCUGUGGCACCGCCUGCACCCGCCUAUUCUGCACCCUCUUGCCAGACGCCCAUUCGAUUGUCGCUUCACGAUCAGCCGUAUCGCGUCGCACCCGAACUGUUCCAGGAAUACAACUAUCGCUUGGCCCUGGCCGAUCGCAAUAGUUUAUAGCCUGCCCAUUGACAAUAAAUUUCCGCUUACUAAUUGUAAAUAAAAAGUAUCUCAAGC
Molecule: messenger RNA, 1451 nt
Organism: Drosophila sulfurigaster albostrigata
Lineage: Eukaryota; Metazoa; Arthropoda; Insecta; Diptera; Drosophilidae
Exons: 1
Coding region: 69-1394 (441 amino acids)
Source: RefSeq, a predicted model, not a curated record